GUUUUUGUUAACAAUGUUUUGAAUUAAACAACAGAUUACAGUGAAGGCAGGAUUUACAUUUACAAAUGGAACCAAGACAAACAUGGAAAAGGUGUCUUCACUUGAUUUACCUGAAUAUGAGAACCAAGACAAAGGAACAGAAAAGAAUUUUGAUAUAGAAACUGAAAAUAACGACAGUUCAUUUCAUGAAAAUCUAUUAAACCUGUUGCAGGAAACCAAUAACUUAUUGUUUUACCCCAACUUUGAUGGCAUAGGCAAUAUCAGUAAUUGCACAUCACAGCAAAAUAAUGAUUCAAAGGAUUUAAAAUUGUUAAGUUUGCUUGGUCAAAAAGACCUACCAGAAAUAAACAGCAAAAAUAUUGUUACUGAUGUCAAAAUGGAGGAUCAAAUGGAAAUUAAAUCUGAAUUAAAUGAUGUUGUUAUAAAACCCAGUUGUGGAAAUCUAUUGGCUAUAAAUGAAGGUGGAAAUUCUUUCCAUGUAUCAUCUUUUGAGGACUUUAUUCCAUCUAUUGAAUCUGAACUAAAUAAUUGCGAUCAAUCCGGAAACUGUUCUCCUUCAAGCUCCUGUCCACUUCAGAUAUCAAACUAUAAAAUAAACUCUCCAGAUUCUCCACUUCCAGAAGACAAUCACUCUUGCACUGAUGAUAACUGUAUUGUGGUUGGUCCAUGAAACCUCCAAAAUAUUGGAACAAAGAUGAUAUUCAAAACUGGAUGAGCUAUAUAGCUAAAGUGUAUGAUAUCACUUUAGAAUCUAAGAAUUUUGAAGAUAUUACCUCUGGAAAGCAGUUAAAAAAGAUGACAUCCAAAGAAUUUCAACAAAGAGAUUUUAUUUAUGGAGACUGGAUACACAACAUGUUGAAGAAAAUGUUUGAUCAAGUGACUUCUCUAAAUUCAGGCACAUCAAAAGAUACUCUAAGUCCUUUCACAUCCAAGAAUGAAGACAAAUUUAAUAGCUUUUUUUCUAAUUUAUUCAAUGAAAAUUUGUGUACAAUGUCAUUGUUGCCACUGUAUGCCUUCAUUUACGCAGCCCUUAAACAUUCAUUGUUUAAUCCCAAAAUCCUUCGAUGGGAGAAUGAAAAAUCUGGUACAUUCCAAUUUAUUGAUCCAGAAAAGUUUGCAAAACUUUGGGGUCUCACUAAAAACAACAACAACAUGAAUUAUGAAAAACUAAGUAGAUCAUUAAGACAUUAUUAUCCGAAGAGAAUCCUUAAACGUGUUGGAGGAAAACGUUUGAUUUACCAAUUCUUGGAACCAUAUUUCACAUAUCUAAAAAGGAAAGUCAAUUUUAGCAGCCAUUAAAAUAAACAAUAAAAAAUAGAUUUCAGUUGCUGGAAGUGGUGGAAAAUUUUGUAUAUUUUAUAAUUUAGAAAUUUGGUCAUAAAACUUAAAAUUUCGAAGAAAUAACUAUUUUCGUUACAAAACCACAAAAUGAUCAAAUAAAUGCAUGAAUAAAAUUGUUUAGAAUUUUAGAUCAAUAAAUGUUAAA
Messenger RNA from Octopus sinensis (East Asian common octopus), 1486 nucleotides. RefSeq names its product ETS-related transcription factor Elf-5-like. The transcript has 5 exons. Gene Ontology annotation, molecular function: DNA-binding transcription factor activity, RNA polymerase II-specific; sequence-specific DNA binding. The coding region runs from base 667 to 1299 and encodes 210 amino acids. Gene Ontology annotation, biological process: regulation of transcription by RNA polymerase II; cell differentiation. The record is from RefSeq and is a predicted model, not a curated record. Gene Ontology annotation, cellular component: nucleus. NCBI's taxonomy places the organism in Eukaryota, Metazoa, Mollusca, Cephalopoda, Octopoda, Octopodidae.